Molecule: messenger RNA, 4021 nt
Organism: Zerene cesonia (dogface butterfly)
Lineage: Eukaryota; Metazoa; Arthropoda; Insecta; Lepidoptera; Pieridae
Gene: mle
Product: dosage compensation regulator
Exons: 24
Coding region: 161-3946 (1261 amino acids)
Biological process (GO): regulation of mRNA processing; positive regulation of transcription by RNA polymerase II
Cellular component (GO): intracellular anatomical structure; ribonucleoprotein complex; nucleolus
Molecular function (GO): 3'-5' DNA helicase activity; double-stranded RNA binding; ATP binding
Source: RefSeq, a predicted model, not a curated record
CACCCGGCUGACUGAAUAAAAAUAAGUAAAUUAUAUAUUAAAUACAUAAAUUUCAUCCUUAAUUCAUUUUGAAAAGUGAUUUUUCUUAGCGGAAAAUUAUAUAGACGCUCAUAGUGAUUAUAAUUAAAAAGUAUAUGAAGUCGACAUAUAAGACUUCAACAUGGAUGUAAAAUCGUACUUAUUUUCGUGGUGUGCGAAGAAAUCUUUAACGCCACAAUUCGAUAUUAGGGGCACUGGCCCUAAACAUCGUCAAAGGUUUCUCUGUGAGGUUCGAGUAGAUGGCUACACAUAUGUUGGAGCAGGUAACUCCGUUACCAAGAAAGAAGCACAAAAGAAUGCUUCCAGAGACUUCUUGAACUUUCUUGUGAGGUCUGGUGAAUUGUCUGCUUCCGAUGUACCUGAAGAUGUACAAGUUAAGGCCGAUGUAUCUGACACAGCAUCAAUGGCUGGUGAUAUUGAUCAAUCCUUUUCGAAUAAACCAGUUUUCCAGGAGGGGAUGGGUCCUGAAGUUAUGGGAUCAGCAUAUCAAGCAUAUGGAGGUCAAAAUGAAAACUUUACCUACAUAGAUAGGAUGCAACAACAAAAGAAUGUUGAGGAGGCCGAGGACCUUGAUGUUAAUGCAAGUCUUCAUGGUAAUUGGACUAUGGAGAAUGCUAAGUCUAAACUUCAUCAGUUUAUGCAGAUUAACAGAAUUAAUGCGGAUUAUGUGUAUAAAGCUGUUGGUCCAGAUCAUACAAGGAGUUUCUGUUGCGAGAUGACUAUAUACGUACGUCAGCUCGGCCGCAACGUCACCGGGCGCGAGACGGCAUCGAAUAAGCAAACUGCUAGCAAAUCGUGCGCAUUGUCGCUAGUGAGGCAACUCUACCAUCUCGGUGUCAUUGAACCCUUCAGUGGGACCCUGAAAAAGGACAGAUCGUCAGAAGGCUUGAUGAAGCCCUACCCUGUGGCUAUCGAUCCCAGUCUAGAACAACAAAUUGAAGAGACAUUGAGAGAACUACAAAUCGAGCCUGUAGAUGUGAACGCACCCCAAGAGAACUCUGACGGACAAGCCGUUACAAUUCUACAAUUGGACAGAGUGAAAGCCAUGAAGGAAGCAAAGCAAACAGCUGGCGGAGUUGUGUCCUGGUCUCCACCGCAGGCCAAUUGGAAUGCCUGGACUGGGUGUAAUAUUGAUGAAGGACCGCUUGCGACAACUAGCCUUGAUGAUAUCAGCGCUGACUUGGAAAAGCAUCAUCGAGACAUGUGCCAGAAUAGUACUCUGUAUCAGGAGAGCUUGCGAGAGCGUGAACAGUUGCCAGUAUAUGGAAUGCGUUCGCAAAUAAUGGAGGCGAUUAACGAUAACUCGGUUAUUAUUAUACGCGGUAACACUGGCUGCGGUAAAACUACACAGGUGUGCCAAUUCAUAGUGGACGACUACAUAGCGAGCGGGCAGGGCGCGUGGGCGAACGUGUGCGUGACGCAGCCGCGCCGGAUAUCCGCUGUCAGCGUCGCCGAGCGCGUCGCCGCCGAGCGCUGCGAGGAGCUCGGCAACAGCGUGGGAUACUCAGUGCGUUUCGAAUCGAUACUCCCUCGACCGUACGGUUCGAUUAUGUUCUGUACCGUGGGUGUGCUGCUGAGGAAACUCGAGGGAGGUCUGCGGGGAGUUAGCCAUGUACUUGUGGAUGAGGUGCACGAAAGGGAUGCGGAUACGGACUUCGCGCUUAUAUUGCUCCGUGACAUGGCGCACACUUACCCAGACUUGCGGAUCAUCCUCAUGUCGGCGACCGUCGACACCACGCUGUUUAAAAACUAUUUCGGCGAUUGUCCCGUUAUCGAGGUACCGGGUAGAACGUAUCCCGUACAGCAAUACUUCCUAGAAGACUGCAUCCAACUCACAUCAUUUAUGCCUCCACCCGAUACGAGGAAGCGCAAGUCGUCUGGCAAGAAGGCAAAUAGAAAUGAUGAUGACGAUGAUGAUGAUGAAGGCGAAGGUGCUGAGGAAGAAGAGGAUCUGAAUAAGAAUUGCGAACUCGACUCUAAUUACUCGCCGCAAACUAAAGAUGCCAUGUCUAAAUUAUCUGAAAAAGAUCUAAGUUUCGAGUUAAUAGAAGCGAUACUACUCUACAUAAAGAACUUAGGUCAAGAUGGGGCUAUACUAAUCUUCCUGCCGGGCUGGAACCUGAUAUUUGCUCUAAUGAAACACCUCAGUCAGAACAGGGAGUUUGGGAAUCAGAACAGCUAUGUUAUUCUACCAUUGCACAGUCAGAUACCGAGGGAGGAUCAGAAGAAAGUGUUUGUGACACCACCGCCUGGUAUCACUAAGGUGAUCCUAUCAACAAACAUAGCGGAGACGUCAAUAACAAUAAACGACGUGGUGUACGUGAUAGACUCUUGCAAGGCCAAGAUGAAGCUGUUCACAUCACACAACAACAUGACGUCAUACGCCACAGUGUGGGCCAGCCGCACUAACUUGGAGCAGCGCAAGGGGCGCGCGGGGCGGGUGCGCGCCGGCGUGUGCUUCACGCUGUGCUCGCGCGCGCGACACCGCCGCCUCGACGAGCACCAGACCGCCGAGAUGUUCCGCACGCCGCUGCACGAGCUCGCGCUCAGUAUAAAACUCCUGCGCCUGGGCAACAUAGGCCACUUCCUGUCCAAGGCGCCGGAACCGCCGCCAUUGGACGCGGUGAUUGAAGCCGAGGCGCUCCUGCGCGAGUUGGGUUGUUUGGACAGUAGCGAUGCGCUUACGCCGCUUGGUACUAUACUGGCUAAAUUACCUAUCGAACCGCGCCUCGGCAAGAUGAUGGUGCUGGGCUUCGUGCUCGGCUUAGGGGACGCACUUACUACAAUGGCGGCCAACUCGACGACGUUCCCGGAGAUAUUCGCGGUGGAGGGGCGGCGCCGGCUCGCCGGCCACCAGCGCGCGCUCGCGGGCGACCGCGCCAGCGACCACGUGGCCAUGCUCAACGCGUUCCAGAUGUGGGAGCGGGAGAAAUCGAAAGGAGAAGAGUGCGAAAUACAGUGGUGCGAGUGGAAGGGAGUGCAGCACACCACACUGCACGUCACGUGUGAGGCCAAAUACCAGCUCACGAAUAUCCUCACAACCACACUGGGUUUCCCGGAAGAGUGUUGUGUGCCGCAACGCUGGAAUCCCACCGGGGAGAAUUCCGACUUGGACAUGGUGAUAGCUCUGUUGUGUAUGGGAUUGUAUCCCAAUGUGUGUUUGCAUCAAGGGAAACGGAAGGUGCUUACAACGGAAGGCAAGCCGGCUCUGAUACACAAAACUUCAGUCAACUGCAGCAAUCAGGAGCAAAGGUUCCCGUCGCCGCUCUUCGUUUUCGGCGAAAAGGUGCGCACGCGCGCAAUCAGUUGCAAGCAGACGACUAUGGUGGCGCCACUGCACUUGUUGUUAUUUGGGUGUAGGAAGAUUGAGUGGAUAGACAACGUGGUGCGGCUGGACAAUUGGCUGAACUUCGCGAUGUCGGCGCGCAGCGCGGCGCUGGUGGCGGCGCUGCGGCCCGCGCUCGAGCGGCUCGUCGAGCGCGCCGCCGCCGAGCCCGACGCGGCGCUCUCCUUCUCGCCGCUCGAGCUUAAGGUUAUCCAAUGCGUAAGAGCGAUAUGUGAAUUCAACGCCGGCGAUUACAACAUACAAAGGAACAUUUCAGUACCAACAUUCCGCCCAGAUGGGCCUAAACGGGGCAAUAUUAGAGGAUGGGGCACUAAUGGACCCAGAGGAGGUUUUGGGGGCGGUAGUUAUGGUUUCGGAAAUAACCAAGGCUUUGGAAACAAUCAAGGUUUUGGAAGCAAUCAAGGUUUUGGAAACAACCAAGGUUUUAGAGGGAACGCAGGAUUUGGAGGCAACCAAGGUUUUGCUCCAAGAGGUGGUUAUGGGAACCAAAGGUUUGGUAAUCGCGGUUAUGGAAAUCGCGGUUUUCGUGGACGAGGCACAUUCCGAGGAGGACGCUGGUAAUAUGGAUAUAAAAGUCUAUUGUGAUGUUGUGUCUAUGUACUUUAUGUAAAUGUAAUUAAUAAAUUCUGACAUAUA